This is a messenger RNA of Alligator mississippiensis (American alligator), 1976 nucleotides long. Its product is annotated as zinc finger protein 239. Gene Ontology annotation, biological process: negative regulation of transcription by RNA polymerase II. The record is from RefSeq and is a predicted model, not a curated record. NCBI's taxonomy places the organism in Eukaryota, Metazoa, Chordata, Crocodylia, Alligatoridae. Gene Ontology annotation, molecular function: DNA-binding transcription repressor activity, RNA polymerase II-specific. Bases 267 to 1307 code for a protein of 346 amino acids. The transcript has 2 exons.
UACAAUGUGGUGAUUUGCCUAUGAAGACACAGCAAAGGAGUGCUGAAUAGGAGCCUUCAGCACCUGGAGAGUCCUGCUGUCUCUGGCACACUCAGGAGAGACAUGAGUGUGAGACUGGCUUGGAAGAGACUCUCUGGGGCAGAAGGGGGAAAACCGAAGGCAGACUGAGGAGCUGGGUCUGUGCUUGAUUGGAGUUCUGCCUGGGAUUUUUCCUGGGGUCAGGACGGGAGGACUCUGCCUGCUGCCCUGUAGGUCACUGAUCCCUGAUGGACAAAGACCUCCUGCUUUCCUGCACUGUAGGGGAUGGUGAGUGGCCAGAACUAGUCUCCAAGACAGCUCAUGCCAGGAUGCUGAGCAGAGCUAAACAGCAGCCUCCGGAAGAAGAGAUGUCACACCUGGAACUGAUUUCAGCCAGAAACCAGCUCCCUGUACAAUGGGGACAGAGAACAGCUGAGCCCCAGGAGAGCCCUGUGUUCAGGGAAGGGUUCAAUGUGCAGAGAGACUCAAGAGGCCAUGAGGGCAGCAUGCAGAGUGAGGAGGAGCUGUAUAUAUGCACAGAGUGUGGUGAGAGCUUUAGGGGCCAACAGAAGCUCAGCAUGCACGUGGGGGCCCACAGGAGGGAGACGGCUUACCUCUGUACUCAGUGUGGGAAGAGUUUCGCCUGCCUGUCCCACCUGCUAGUCCACAUGUGCCUCCACACUGGGGAGAAGCCAUACCAGUGCACCGAGUGUGGGAAGAGCUUUAACCAAAUGUCCCACCUACAAGCCCACCAGCUCGUGCACACAGGGGAGAAGCCGUACUGCUGCCCUGAGUGCAGGGAGAGCUUUAUUCAACUCUCUGAUCUCCGAGUCCACCAGCGCAUCCACACCGGGGAGAAUCUAUUUCUCUGCAGCGAGUGUGGGAAGAGCUUUAGCCAACUGUCCUACCUUCAAGUCCAUGAACGAAAGCACGCUGGGGAGAUGCCAUACCAUUGCAACGACUGUGGGAAGAGCUUUAGGUACUUGUCCAACUUCCAAGUGCACCAGCGUGUCCACACUGGGGAGAAGCCUUACCGCUGUGCUGAGUGCGGGAAGAGCUUUAACCUCUCGUCCCACCUCCGAAUGCAUCAGCGCACGCACACAGGAGAGAAGCCAUUUCAGUGUGCUGAGUGUGGGAAGACUUUUCGCCACCCGUCCAACCUCCGAGUUCACCGGCGCAUUCACACCGGGGAGACGCCGUACCUCUGCGUCCAUUGUGGGAAGAGCUUCAAGCAGAGCUCUACUCGCAACAGGCACCAGCGAACCCACAAACAAGACCCUCAUCACUGACACAGCAGUUCCUGCCAGUUCUCCCCUCUCUUCCUCCCGACAUCCUGUUCUGUGACGUGGAGAUGGGGAAAGGCCCCCAACUUUGCAUUCCCCGGGUGCUGGGUUUGCAUGGCUCUGGGGAGGGAGAAAAGUGUCCUCCCAGAAGUCUCUUCAAUGGGCCACAUUUGGGGUUACAGGCUCCAGUGAGGGCAGAGACAAGUGGGUUUAGGCCUGUGCCUCAAGGACCCUGGUUUGUCCCAGGCUGUGCUAAGGGCACCCUUUGGUAUUACUUGGGGUGAGAACAGAAGAGUAUUUUGCAUUUUGUUAUGGUUCUUUGGAGUUACUAUGCUGCUUGUUUUUGGGAGUGGGGAGGAAUUAAGUGGGCUUUCUAGGGAGGGGGGCUUGAUGUCUGCAGUCCCUCUGAAGGAGGCAGGGUGAGGUGAUGGGAGUGGGGUGAGGGGGAUUAGUAUAGGGGUGGGGGUUGUUGAGGGCUCACUUGUCAGGGUGAGAGUGGUGUUUGGGAGGCCUAGGUGGGUUAGUGGAAGGGUUUCCUUGUGGAAAGGGGGGAGCUGCAGUUCUUGAGAGCUCAAGAAAUCCUGUUGUUUGGUUGUUUCUUGUAAUUUGCCCUGAGCCUCCUGGAUAGGGCAGGAUGGACAUCCUGCCCUAAAUAAAUACAUGAGAAUACUCAUC